Messenger RNA from Penicillium odoratum, 984 nucleotides. RefSeq lists its product as uncharacterized. Bases 1 to 984 code for a protein of 327 amino acids. The record is from RefSeq and is a predicted model, not a curated record. NCBI's taxonomy places the organism in Eukaryota, Fungi, Ascomycota, Eurotiomycetes, Eurotiales, Aspergillaceae. The transcript is spliced from 2 exons.
AUGACCCAGUCGUAUCUCACGCAUGACCGCCGGGCGAUCAACCGCGCCUGGCCGGAGAUCUUCAGCCCCCGCCUUUCUUCUCCUUCACCUCGUUUGUCACCGAGGGAUCAUCUUGAAACUUUGAUUUCGAGAUACGGCUACCCCACCCCAGUCUCCCUGUCCUCCUUGCGGGACUUGACCUCCACCUCAUCAACUUAUAAUCCCCCUUCCCCGCGCUACCGCUACCGCUCGAAUUCUCCUCCUAUUGACGGCCUUGACUCUCUUGCUCUCUCCUCAUCCACCCGCCCAAUCCCCAUCCCCAGACGGGCAAUCCGUGUGUACGACGACGAUCUCCCCGUCACACCACUCACAGGUCGUUUCGACCACGAAGACUACAUUGACGAUUGGGAACGUGCCUCCUUGUCCGCCAAGUCCCGGCACGUUUUGCCUUCUCGACCAUCCGGCCGCCGCGGUCGAUACUCAAGCAUGCGCUCUGAUACCUCUCCCUUCUACUCGCCGGUUGCUUCGCCCACCAUGUCUCCUAGACGACCAAAUUCACCUCAACCUUCUCGCUCCUCAGCCAAAACCAUGCCGGGCUUCCAUCUUGGAACUUUGCCCCGCUUCCACCCCGCUGUCUACCAGCCCGGUCCUUCAUCUCACACCGUGACGAACCAGCCGCCAUCGCCACGUCAAUCUCGUCAGAGUCAUGGCUACCGCACAACCGGAUCUCGAGAGGUCAAAUUCCAGUACCGUGAUCUUUUGGAUGGUUCGAACCAUAGCCCGUCCGCGCCGCGCCUGGACCCACUUAUUAGUCCCGGCCCGGUCACUCCCCUUGCUCUUGAAGCUGGUGAUUACAUCGCCGCAGGGUCGAUCAGCAAGGAGCGUACCAUGCCAGGUACCACUAACCAGCAUGUUGGACCACCACCCGACCUGGUGGAAAAGCUCAUUGCUCGAGAAAAGGAAAUGGCUCGCCAGAUGGCCCGCAAAUCUCCAAAGGGCCGAUGA